AUGACGCAAAUUACUAUUUCCGCAAAUAAUGGUAAGAAUGAAAACCAUUACAAUAAUAAUAACAAUAAUAAUAAUAGUAAUAAUAAUGAAUGUAAAUAUAAUAACAAAAAAAGGGUAGUAGAUGGAUGUUUAGAAGAAUCUAUUGAAAACGAAUAUAAUAGAAAUAUAAAAAAAACAUAUCCAAGUAAAAAUCACGCAGAUGAAAAUACCCUACCUGACUUUCUUAUAAAAUAUUAUGAAUGGGAAGAAUUACCAUCAUUUUAUAAUUUACCAUAUGGUUUAAUUAAUAAAAAAAAUGAACAUUUUUUUAAGGACAAAAAGGAAUGUUUUAAUGAAUGCAUAAAAGAAAAAAACACUAAUCUUAUUAAUAUUAAAAAUAAUGAUAAAAAGGACCAUACUCAAAAUAAAAACUGUGAUAAUUUUAAUUUAAAUAAAGGAGAAAAUGAUAUAGGUGUAGAAGAAAAAGAAAAAGAAAAAGAAAAAGAAAAAGAAGAUGUGUGUAUAAAAAAUAAUUAUGAUGAAUUUGCACUUUCACUUAUUUAUGAUGAUAUUAUAACGUAUUUUUUUAAAGUUCAGGACCAAGAUACGAAAGUAAAAGGUACAUCAAAUAAUCUGCAAAGGAAAAAUAAUAAUGAUCAAAAUUAUUAUAAUAUAAAAAAGGUGGAAGGAAAUAUAGCUAAAUUGAACUGCACUGUUCAACAGAAAAUUUUAAAAACAAAUAUUAAAAAAGAGGAUACCAUAACAAAAAAAGAGCAUCAAAAUGGUGAUUGGUGUGAGAAUGCGAAAAAUUGUAAUUAUUGCGAAAAGGGAAAAAGUUGUGUUAAUGAGAAUAAAUGUUCAGGUAAAAAUGAAUGUACAGCUAAAAAUGAAUGUUCAGGUAAAAAUGAAUGUUCAGGUGAAAAUAAUUGUACAGCUAAAAAUGAAUGUUCAGGUAAAAAUGAAUGUUCAGGUGAAAAUAAUUGUACAGCUAAAAAUCAAUGUAUAGCUAAAAAUGAAUGUUCAGGUGAAGAAGGUCCUAGCGAAAUAAAUUGGAUGAACGAUUUUAUUUGUUUAACAAACAUUCAGAUUUUAUCAAAAAAUUGUAAUAAAUUUAAGGAAUGGAAUAAUUUGGAGAUUAUCAUUCCUCAUAUAAUAAAUUACUGUUGUAGUGUUCGUUCCUGUAUAUGUAAGAACAGUUUUUUAACUAUAACAUACAUAUGUAAGAGUUUAAAGGAAGAGAAGGCUAUUUUAUGUAAAUUUUUUGUUUAUAUAUUUCCACAUAUUAUAAAAAAAUUGGAUAUAAAAAAUAAUUUUUUAAAUAAAUGUGUAACUAAUGCAAUUGAAGAAUUUAUGUUACAUAGUAAUAACAUAAACAACUAUGAGAUGUUAAGAUUAAUAUGUUCCUAUUCGAAUGAUAAGAAUUCUUCUAUAUCCAAAAAAUUGUCUUAUUUUGUUUAUUUGUUUUUAAAAAACUUACCACAAAAAGAAUUAAUAAAAUUCCGUAUAAGAGAUUUUGCAUCACCUUUCUUAGAUUUUAUAAAUGCAAAAUUAGAGGAUACUAAAAAAUAUAUAAAACAAGCAUUACAAAUAUUGUUAGAAUAUCAUGAUGAGGAUAAUAUUAUAGAUAAUUUCAAAAUAGGCCUUGAAAAAAAUAACCAAAAAAAUCAAGUACACAAUUUCUUUCUUAUCAGUAAACAAAUAAGAAAUAUUUUAAGAAAAGAUGAUAAUACAGACACUUUAAAUAAAAAAUAUGCAACGUUUCAUGAUUUCAAAAAUACGAAAUUUGUGAAAAGUGUUAAAAAACCAUCUUCAUUCAAGUUUUAA
Molecule: messenger RNA, 1803 nt
Organism: Plasmodium adleri (nom. inval.)
Lineage: Eukaryota; Apicomplexa; Aconoidasida; Haemosporida; Plasmodiidae
Product: conserved Plasmodium protein, unknown function
Exons: 1
Coding region: 1-1803 (600 amino acids)
Source: RefSeq, a predicted model, not a curated record